GUGUCAGGAGGAAGAGGAGGAGGGUGCAGAGGAAGCACACACACACUGCUGUCUCACUAGGAGGAGGAGGAGCCGGAGCAGCAGCUGCAGCGGCGGCGGCCUGAGCGAUAGGAUGUCCCGACAUGAAGGUGUCAGCUGCGAUGCAUGUUUGAAAGGAAAUUUCCGUGGCCGAAGGUACAAGUGUUUAAUUUGCUACGAUUACGAUCUGUGUGCUUCUUGUUAUGAAAGUGGUGCAACUACUACAAGGCAUACAACUGACCAUCCAAUGCAGUGCAUAUUGACAAGGGUAGACUUUGAUUUAUAUUAUGGUGGGGAAGCCUUCUCUGUAGAACAACCACAGUCUUUUACUUGCCCUUAUUGUGGUAAAAUGGGUUAUACAGAAACUUCUUUACAAGAACAUGUCACUUCAGAACAUGCAGAAACGUCAACAGAAGUAAUUUGUCCAAUAUGUGCAGCUUUACCAGGGGGAGAUCCAAAUCAUGUCACAGAUGACUUCGCUGCCCAUCUAACACUUGAACACAGAGCUCCAAGAGAUUUAGAUGAAUCUAGUGGAGUCCGACAUGUACGAAGGAUGUUUCACCCUGGACGGGGGUUAGGUGGUCCACGAGCACGUAGAACAAACAUGCACUUUACUAGCAGCUCCACUGGAGGGCUUUCAUCCUCGCAGAGCUCAUACUCUCCAAGCAAUAGGGAAGCCAUGGAUCCCAUAGCUGAACUUUUAUCACAGUUAUCUGGAGUAAGGCGUUCAACAGGAGGCCAGCUCAACUCUUCAGGCCCAUCUGCCUCCCAGCUGCAGCAGCUACAAAUGCAGUUGCAACUAGAAAGACAGCAGGCACAGGCAGCACGGCAACAGCUAGAAACAGCACGCAACGCAACCAGACGCAACAAUGCAAGUAAUAUCACCACCACAAUUACACAAUCUACAGCAGUAACCAACACAUCCAGUACGGAAAACAAUCCGCAAUCUAUACAGAAUUCACAGUUUCUACUCACAAGACUGAAUGAUCCCAAAAUGACAGAAGCAGAACGACAGUCGAUAGAAAGUGAGCGUGCGGACCGCAGCUUGUUUGUCCAGGAGCUUCUUUUGUCUACGUUAAUGCAGGAAGAAAGCUCCUCCUCUGAUGAGGAUGAAAGGGGGGAAAUAGCUGAUUUUGGGGCAAUGGGUUGUGUAGAUAUAAUGCCUUUAGAUGUUGCUUUAGAAAACCUAAAUCUUAAAGAGAGUAAUAAAGGAAACGAGCCUCCGCCACCUCCUCUUUGAUGACAUCCCCCUUUGCAGACAAUGUCCUCUGUGCUGUAACUGCCAAUGAAAGUGGACAAACAACUAUCUUUGGGUUUGUUUUGGUGAUUGUAAUUUCCAGUCUGUCACUCUUGUUACAUUGUGUACAUUCAAAAAAGGAAAAAAGAAAAAAAAGAGGCAAAUAUAUACAAUAAUUCACUUAACUAAUUUUUACUUCUAGCAGGUAAACAUAGGUAGCAGUACCAGAGGCAGUCCUCUGCUUCCUGUACCAUUAUGUAAAAAAAAAAAAAAAAAAAAAAAUUCUCUUAAUCUCCCACAUUCAAACAGAAGAGAAAAAAAAGAGUAUAUGGGGAAAAAAUCUCUAAUGAAGCUGCUGUGUGUAUUUAUGAAUAUUAAUGAAUAAAAACUGCUUGGAUGGUUUACCCUAACUACUGCAUGAGGUUUUUUGCAGCGUGCAUGACAUUUUUAGUGACAUUUCCAUGAAGCAAAAUCAAAAUAUGUAAUAUUAAACUUGUUCAGGCGUUAAUCCCAAAGCUUUUCUAAGCAUUAUUCAAAAUGUUACCUGGCCUCACAUGCAAUGUUUAUGAUCAUUAUUGUGCAGCCCAUAUAUCUUUUGAAUAAUGGCUUUAUCAAAAAAAAAAAAAAAAAAGUUUUUAUAUUUGUUCAAAGCACUUCAGGCAGUCUCUUCAGUUAUAUUUACUGUGUCUUUUUAAGUGUAAGGAGCCUCCUAAGUUAAAUGUGCAUAUACUCCUUUAAUUAGAUUGCAGUGAAUACUGUGUGGCCUACGUUCAUGUAUUUUUUUUUUUCUCUGCACAUUUUUUAACUUUUUUUUUUUUUUGUCUCUCUGAACAAAUUACAUUAUUCAGGCCACUACCAGAAUUUGCCAUGUUUCUGUUUCCUUAAACAGUUAUGUUCAUCUAUGUUAUCUCCCUUUAAAUGUGGUUGCUUAAAGUUUGAACAGUUUGUGUUUUAUCCAAGUGUAGUCUGAUUCAUGCUGUGUAGACAAACCUUAACCUUGAUUAUUUUGUCAUAGUUUUAAAAGCCUUUCACACUCUCAAUCAUAUUAGUUUCUUAUUUAUGUACUUGCUUAAUAGUUAGCAGAGACAUGACUGCAGAACAAGAGCUUGAGGAUCUGACUCCCAGAUUUUGUCAAUAUAUUACAUUUGAAUUCCUAAUGCUGAUGUUGGCACCUUUUUAUUUAUUGUUACUUUAUGAUUAUUCUUUCAACAUUAAAGUAAAAGCCUUUUGAUGAAAAAAAAUCAUGCCACCUCCAUGCCUAUACUAUUAAUCCUAUAUGUAAAAAUAUGUACAGUGUUCUUUUUUUGUGCAUAGACUUUUCAUAAAAUGACCCAAAGCAGGAAUAGCAGGACUUCGAUUUUGUUUUGCCUUGUAAAUUUAGAAUAUAAAGAAAAUAAAAUGUGCACACAGCUUCUGAUUGAUUUACAAAUACAUUCUUACAAUUAUGUCUGCUUUUCAUUAGCUCUACACCCACCUUAUUUUAUCAGUCCAUUUUGACAGCACCGUACAACAGAAUGUUUUCAGAUUUCAGCACUGGCUAGUAUGUUAGCAGUCCUUUACUGUAACCAUUGAUAACUUUGGAUAAUUACUCUGGAAGGGUUAGUGCUUGUUCCAUUCACGUUUCCUGGGAUGAUAACAUUCUGUAUUUCUGCACAUUGUAGUACUUGAAUGUUUUUUUCCUCCUAUACCAGGUGUUCAGUGCUGAAAGGGUUGAGUUCUUUAGUUAAUGUACCAGUUAGCCCAUUAGUUUAUCUUGAUGGUUGAGAAUAUCCAAAAAUAAAUUCUCUGAAUUGUAGUAUUUUCCGACACAUUCUGCACAUUACACUUAUACACUCGGGUUCAAUAAAGCAUUUUCAAGACUGUU
Molecule: messenger RNA, 3119 nt
Organism: Xenopus laevis (African clawed frog)
Lineage: Eukaryota; Metazoa; Chordata; Amphibia; Anura; Pipidae
Gene: kcmf1.S
Product: E3 ubiquitin-protein ligase KCMF1-like
Exons: 7
Coding region: 113-1258 (381 amino acids)
Source: RefSeq, a predicted model, not a curated record